This is a messenger RNA of Amoebophrya sp. A25, 2094 nucleotides long. Lineage: Eukaryota; Dinophyceae; Syndiniales; Amoebophryaceae. The record is from the annotation of a GenBank genome assembly.
AUGUUGGUUGAAAAUGUUGGCACACAAGGAGGGCAUGGAUCCAUGCCGAGUAGGACACCUGAUGCUGACAUGCGGAUGCACAUAGUAAGGGAUUGUUGUUUCUUCCCACCAAACGAGCUGUUAGUGAAACAUCGUGCUGAAAAGGAAGCGAAGAGGCAGGCUUUGAUGAAGGAACUGGAGUCUUUCAAGAACGGGGACUUGGAAUCCUUAAGCAGAACUAGCGCUGAGACGAAAGAUAUGAAGGUGGGGAAAUGUUUCUUGGUGUACAAUAAAUUCAUUAUAAUUCACUAACACUACCAGGACCUCCAUGGCCUCCACCAGUGUUAGAGUCGACUUGCAUCUUUAAUUACUGAGAAGGCGUUUCAUCUGCUUGCUAUAUCCGGCUCUAUUCUCUUCAGAGAGACUCUUUUUCAUUCCCGCCGCCAGCAAGACCAGCUCCACCAACCUGUUGAAAAGAGCAGCCGCGUUCGAUCUUUCGCUGAUUCCAGCAUCGGAGAUUGAACAAGGACACGGUCCUACAUUGGAGGCUGAACUUAAAUGGCAGAGGUUUCUUAGAACACCUUUUGUUGCGAAGCAUCCUUCUCGUCUUGGAGCUUGCGGAACGCUGAUUUCAGACGUGAUUCACCCUUGGCGACUCGAUGAGGCAGCGAGACUUCGAUUGGCCUAUACACACUUGAUGUCCGAAGCAUUGGUAAAAAAAGUGGCCUAUGCAGUGACUCACGGAAGCAUCGUAGCAGAAGUGCUUGGAGCACUGUACAAUGGAGAAGAACAGGGCAGAAGCGCUCUCGUGGUAGAGAUUGAGCGCUGGAAACAAGAGCAAUGGGUUCCGGCUACAAAAAUCGCCGAGGAACAGACUGGAGAUGGGUCUGCCCAAGAAGCAUCAGCAGCUUCCGGUCAUGGCGAUGGGUCAGCACCUCCAUGCAUUAAUGGUAAUACUAAUACCGGAGUCCAGGCUUCGGCAGUUACAGCUUCAAGUAACAAUGUCCCAUUACCUCUGCUGCCGCAUUGUUAUGAUUGGUUCUUUUAAAGUGGUUGGCGCUGCGAUAGUCGGGCUAUUAAGAUUAGCUUAGUUGUUCGUUUUCUACCCCCUUUUAUUGUCACUUCUCGAAAGAACAAGAAUGAAUAGAAAACAUCUAGCUCUACUGCUCACAAGACGUAUCUCCUCUAACCUUUGCUGGCACAUGUGAAGUUGCCCCAUCCAAAGGCAGGAAAACUGUCUGACACCGUACGCGAAAGUGCUCAACUCUUCCUUGAAGGAAACUCCGUAGACGCAGUAGCGGUGAAGAGGAGCAAGCAGAUUGCACCUAGCACAGUGGAAGGGCACUUGCUGACGGCCUUCAUGAAUGGUGUUUUCUCACCACAAAGUGGAGAUGUUCUCGAGAGGAUUCGGCAGGUCUGUUUGCCAUCAGGCCAACAGUGGCAGCAAAUAGAAGCAGCGUUUGCGGCAGCUGAUGUGGAUUGGAGCUCAGGAAAAGACACGAAACUGGUUGUGGAGCAACUGGGCGCGGACUCGUCAUGGUAUUCGAAGUUAUGGUAAUAUAAGGUAGAAAUUGUAAAUGCAGAAAUUGCUUGUUUCAGAUUGUGGGAGUAGCAAUAACGCGUUUCUUCAUCAAGAUCUAUGCCAAUACCAACUACGCGAUCCUGAACGACGCCUGUCACGCGUUCUCGGCCUGCAAACUUCUGAACACUCAGCGCUAAUCAGAAUUCGCUGGUACAAGUGUCUGAGGGAACUCGAGUAUCCGAUAGAAGAAGGUCUCACCGCAGCUUCAGUACCGACAUCUGGAAAAGGACCAGCACUAGAACAGAACGAUGGAGAGGAAGAAGCGGCAAAGAGGCGGAGGAUUAUGGCUGCUGCGUGAGGCGAUGCCCAAGAUAGUUGGAAGGGAAGAGGAAAGGUUCAGCUUCAGCAUUUUGACUGGAAGGGUGUUAGCUGAGAAACAUGUUGACUCUGUGCUUGCAGGCAAGACAGAAACAUUUUUUCGCGCGCACUCGUCCAACGCUAAUGCAGCAUAAGUACCUGCUUAUGAAGCACCGCGGCUUUGCUUUCAUUGUGUAUCACUUCUAAGCAUUGAAAAAACCCAAGAAUGUAGAAGG